GCUGCGUCCACAUUUGGGAGUCCCGCAUUGAAUCAGCAACAGCAACAGCAACACAGCAGCAGCAGCAGAGGCCGUCCAGCGGACCACCGAACAUUAUGUCAAUGUCCUCAGAGCAGUUCAACAGCGCCGUGUACGACGUUAUGGCAAAGCGAGGUACGCCCCUGACGAGCCCACCCAUGCUCGCUGGACGACCCCUGGAUCUGCACCGCUUCUAUCACGGCGUUCAGGCCCACGGUGGGAGUGAAUCUGUGUCAAGAAAGAACCUUUGGCCCACGGUGGCGGCGUCGAUGGAGCUGGCACCGGCCGGAUCUCCUGCUCUGUACGCGCUUGGCACGGAGCUCGAUAAUGCUUUUCGCAACUACCUUGCGCCAUUCGAAGAGGUCUGGCAACGCGCAGUCCAGCAUCACUACCAGAUGGCACAGAUGCAGCGGCAGCAACAGCUCCAACAGCAGCAGGGCAUGCCACCGAAUGUGGCCAUUGGCGGGAUCAACAGCCAAGGCAGGCCCAGUCAAGCGGCGGUUCGCCCAAUGCAGCAGCAACAGCAGCCGCAACCGCAGCAGCAAGCUUUUCCAACUCAGGUUCCGCAGCAGCAGCAGCAGCAGCAGCAGCAGCAGCAACUGAACCAGGGACCUCGACCGCCGAUGCAACCACAGCAGCAGCUUCCUCAGGGGAUGCCACAGUUCCAGCCGGCGCCCAUCUUGCCUCCAGAAAAGCUCAAGCAGCUCAACAUGACGCAGGAACGAUUCAAUGUUCUUUUCCAGCAGCAGCAGAUGGCCAAUCAUUUUCAGAAGCAGCAACAAGCGCAGGCACAGGCGCAGGCCCAAGCACAAGCACAGGCACAGGCACAGGCACAAGCCCAGGCUCAAGCUCAAGCUCAGCAACAGGCUGGCAUUCAGGCAAGGCCACCGACGCCACAGAUGGGUCAGAACUUCCAGCAGCAGCAGCAGCCUGGCGGUGGAUUCCAGAUGCUACCUGGACCACAAGCUCAGCAGCAAGGUUUCAAUGCGCAGGCGCCCAGCGCACAGGCGAGAGCAGGCGUGGGAGGCUUCCAAGCGAGACCACCUGGUGGAUUUGGUCCCCAAGGCGCAGGAGGCCAGCCAAUGGGCGAGGGUCUCACGGAGCCGAGGUUGAUUCCCGUCUCCAAAGAGCAACUCGAUGAAGCAAAAGCCGUCAUGGCAAAGAUUGACGAAGAACUGGCAAAGAGCAGACCGCGCCUUACGGUCAACCGUGAGAUGCCCGAGGAUGAGAAGGAAGAGGUGCUCGCUGAGGUCGGCAAACUCGCCUGGGUCCUUGACACCGUCAAUGCCCUCCUGCCGGUAUUUUACGCCAUGCAGCACCAGAUCGAGCCGGCAAAAAGACUCAAGAUCAUGGCUUACAUGUUCAGGGACCAGCUCGAGCUUCUUCCAUCUCGCCAGUGCAUCCUGCGAAAGGCGGACCUGGAGAAGCUCAAGAUGCAGAUGAGCAGGUGCAUUCACUACGUCCGCACGAGCAAUCCGACAAUCUCACAGUUCAUCGUCGACGAGUACAAGAAGGAAGCCGAGGCUAACCGGCAGAGGCUAGCUCAGCAGCAACAGUCGCAGGGUCAGACACAAGGGCUCGCGAACAACAACGCAGGCGCCACAGGAUUGCACGGCAUCGUUCCAAGCGCAGGUCAGCCGCAGAUGGGUGGUGUCGACGGCGGCGGAGAUGAUGAUGCAGCGGCGAUGCAUGGCAUCAAGCGUGGCCUCCGUGUCGAGGACCUUCGACCACCGCCGAUCAAACGCGGCAAAGGACAAGGGCAGCCAGAGGCACAGAAGAUCGACUCGAGUCCUGCCGCGACAACGACUUCUCCCCAAACGGGAACUGGCUCGCCUUCCCUCGGCGCCAAGGGUGCUGCCGCAAAGAAGGGACAGGGUCAACGUGGAAAGGGCAAGAAGUCGCUCAAGCUUGACAGUGGCAAAGACGACGGCGUGUCGACCCCGACGCCUGCGCCGGCGACGGCUGCGACGGGCAAGACGCCAAAGCAGAAGCCAAAGACGAGCCAGGACAUUUUCAAUGAAGUCAAGGCCGAGAUGGCAGAGGCGGAGCGUAAGAAGACUCAGGAUGACGGCUUGCCACUGCCAUCUCAGGCUCAGGCUCCUGUGGAGAACCCCGCCAUGGUGGCAGAACGUGAGGCCAAUGAGAGGCGACAGAGGGCGUCUGAUCUCUCGAGGAACGACCCAGCCGGAUUCGCAGAGAAUGCUUGGCAGGAGCUCUUCAACGCUUCUGUUGUCGACGGUCAACAGCCUUCGAUGGCAGCGGGCACCACAUCGGGUGCACUGGAGAAUGGCGGCGUGUUGGACAACAAGAGCCUGUUGGGCCUGUCGAUGCCCAUGGCGGGUGGCGCAGGAACAGCUUCGUCCGACGGCACUUCGCUGGAGUCGAUUCUCACUAUGCUGGGACACGGCGUGCCCGCCGACUCGAACGACGACGUCGAAGGUACUCAAGGUCAGCAGCAGCCGCAACAAAGCCAAGCGGAGCAAGCCUCAGUGUCGCAGCAACACGGUUUGCCCACGUCGGACAAGCAGCAGUCACAGAUCCAGCUGUCCUCGGAUCAGACGGACGCUGUUGUGGACGUGGACCUCUUUGACUUCCUCGAUGCAGAGGCUAUUGGACCCGACGCCUACCCUCCUCAAGACCCUGAAGCAGAGCUCGCCAACCUCCUGUCGAUUCCGACGAAUAGCAGCCUCGAUGAACCACCGGUCGAGACGCCAGAGCUGGUCACUUCGUCCAAUCUGCCGUCGACGUCGACGAGCAGCUCCUCAGGCUCUUCGGCCAAGAGCUUGAAGAUGAUGGCGUCGACAGCGGCGAUGAAAGGCUCACAAUCACAACAGCAGGGUUUUGACAAGGCCGGGCCGAACAGCACGAGCCCGGCGUCGAUGCAGCAAAAGACCGGAAGUGGGCCAGCAGGCAGCAGCAGCGGUAGCAGCGAAGAUGAUGAUGAGGCCGACGAGCAGGCGACGCCGGCCGACGCACUCGCGCAGCUUGCCGUUGGCUUACCCGGCACAACCAAUCACAAAAAGAGGAAGUCGGAGGCCGGCAUGGCUGAUGACGAAGAGUGGUGGUGGGAGGCAAAUCACGUCGAGCAGCCAAACCCAUGGGCCGUCAUACAACAGUAGGACCCUCUUCAUUCUUCCUCUAUCCGUCUUGUCUUCCCAGUGCGCACGAUGAUU
Messenger RNA from Acaromyces ingoldii, 3191 nucleotides. RefSeq lists its product as hypothetical. Gene Ontology annotation, biological process: regulation of transcription by RNA polymerase II. Bases 96 to 3137 code for a protein of 1013 amino acids. Lineage: Eukaryota; Fungi; Basidiomycota; Exobasidiomycetes; Exobasidiales; Cryptobasidiaceae. The transcript has 3 exons. The record is from RefSeq and is a predicted model, not a curated record. Gene Ontology annotation, cellular component: mediator complex. Gene Ontology annotation, molecular function: transcription coregulator activity; DNA binding.